AUGAAUGCUCACCCACGGAUUUUCACUUUCCCCUGUUGUUAUCUAUUCUCAUACAUAAUACUUUCUACCACGCGCAGCUCUUACUUUCUCCUCCCGAUUCAUUUACACUCGCACGCACGCAUAUUCUCUCUCUCUCUCUCUCUCUCUCUCUCUCUCUCUUUCACCCUCUCUUAUAAGGAGAAUCUAUUGUGCAAUCUCUUCUUAGUUAAGCUAAUAAUUUUUCGGCACCCUUUCGUAUGUAACGUGGGCAUUUUUAUGGCUAUUUCUACUGUUUUUCCUUUCAUUCAUUUAUCUUCUAUCCUCUCUCUCUCUCUCUCUCUCUCUCUCUCGUUACCCUCACAACUCUCUGGAACAGAAGCUCUAGCAAUCGAAAUCAUAUCUAUCUAUCUAUCUAUCUAUCUAUCUAUCUAUCUAUCUAUCUAUCUAUCUAUCUAUCUAUUUCUAAAUGAAUUCAGGUGA
This is a messenger RNA of Acanthosepion pharaonis, 459 nucleotides long. Lineage: Eukaryota; Metazoa; Mollusca; Cephalopoda; Sepiida; Sepiidae. The record is from the annotation of a GenBank genome assembly.